Messenger RNA from Ectocarpus siliculosus, 1091 nucleotides. Lineage: Eukaryota; Phaeophyceae; Ectocarpales; Ectocarpaceae. The record is from the annotation of a GenBank genome assembly.
AUGGCAUCUCUCCGGCUCACAGUUCUGGGGGCUUGCUGUUUUUCAAGCGCAGCUGCGUCGGUUGUCUCGGCGAGAGAGGCCGUCGUGGAGCUGCCUCCCCUCGGCGGUGAUGGGGUAGGGUAUUCCGUGAAGUGGUUCGAAGAGGACAACCCCGCAAUCUUCGAUCAGGCGACGGCCUCGCUGCAAUCUAGGCUAGUUUUGUCGGACCUCUCUCCCGGAACAGAGUACGUGGCGGUGGUGAGAAGAACAGCGACAGCGGCAGCAGCAGCGCCAGCGGGGGAGGCGGGCGACAACGCCGCGAGGGAACUCCGCUUCUCCACACCAGAGGCCGAGGGAAACGCCUCCGGUGAGAUGAUGGAACUCUCCCGUCUGGAAAUAAGGGUGGGGCGUUGCCUGGAGUGCUCCAAGCACCCUGACGCGGACUCUCUGUACGUCGAGACGGUCGACUUCGGAGAGGGAGAGCCAAGGUGUCUGGGGCCUGUUGACAAGACGAUCGUGUCCCGGCUUGUGGCGUAUGUUCCGGAAAACGAGAUGCGGGGGAGGAUGGUGGUGGGGCUUUGCAACCUCCCCUCCCGGGCCAUGCGCGGCGUGACGUCAUCCGGGAUGCUGCUGUGCGCCAGCAACGACGAUCAUUCGAGCGUGGACCCCCUGUCGCCCCCAGAGGGAGCCAAGAUCGGGGAGCUCAUCACCUUCGAAAGCGUUCUUUCUGCCCCCGCUCCUCCAAGCAGCGGCGCCUCUAGGGCUUGGUCGGCGACAAUGGAGGGCAUGAAGACUGCGGAGGCGACGGCGGACGGUGUUGGUGUCGCGGGCUGGGACGGUCGCCCCAUGCUAACGUCGGCGGGGGCUUGCACGUCCUCUAUUGCCGCGGGGCGCGUGCGAUGAUGAUCGUGAUACUGCUGGCGUGCGUGAUAGUUUUUCUUUGGGCUUACCGUUGUUUUGUUUUGUUGUGUGUGUGUGUGCUUCUUCUUUUUUUCACCGGUGGAAGGAAAACGGCGGAGCCCGUUUUUUGUUGCGCUUCUGUUGUCUUUGCCGUGGACGAUUUGCUCUUGCAGGUGGGGUAAUUUGAGUUUUAAGUAUGUAUGGGACUACGC